AACUAGUAGGAGGAGGAGGAGCCAGGAUUUGAACCCAGACAGUUAACCUCAGUGUCUGUGGAAACUUAAAGAGAUGAAGACUAACUUUGCUGCAUUGGGCCUGUGGUGAAACUGAGUCUCAAAUCAGCUAAAUGACUUGCCUAAGGAUUGUGCACCUGUGCCUGCGCAAGGCGGACCAGAAGCUGGUGAUCAUCAAGCAGAUCCCAGUGGAGCAGAUGACCAAGGAAGAGCGGCAGGCAGCCCAGAAUGAGUGUCAGGUCCUUAAGCUCCUCAAUCACCCCAAUGUCAUUGAGUACUACGAGAACUUCCUGGAGGACAAGGCCCUCAUGAUUGCCAUGGAAUAUGCACCAGGUGGCACCCUGGCGGAGUUCAUCCAAAAGCGCUGUAAUUCCCUGCUGGAGGAGGAGACCAUCAUGCACUUCUUUGUGCAGAUCCUGCUUGCACUGCAUCACGUGCACACCCACCUCAUCUUGCACCGGGACCUCAAGACCCAAAACAUCCUUCUUGACAAGCAUCGCAUGGUUGUCAAGAUUGGUGACUUUGGCAUCUCCAAGAUCCUUAGCAGCAAAAGCAAGGCCUACACGGUGGUGGGCACUCCAUGCUACAUCUCCCCUGAACUGUGUGAGGGCAAGCCCUACAACCAGAAGAGCGACAUCUGGGCCCUGGGCUGCGUCCUCUAUGAGCUGGCUAGCCUCAAGAGGGCCUUUGAGGCUGCGAACCUGCCAGCGCUGGUGCUGAAGAUCAUGAGUGGCACCUUUGCACCCAUCUCUGACCGGUACAGCCCAGAGCUACGCCAGCUCGUCCUAAGUCUGCUCAGCCUGGAGCCGGCGCAGCGGCCACCACUCAGCCACAUCAUGGCGCAGCCUCUCUGCAUCCGUGCCCUCCUCAACCUCCACACGGACGUGGGCAGUGUUCGCAUGCGAAGGGCAGAGAAGUCCCUGACCACUGGGCCAUCCCUGGCCCCAGGCAGCACAGGGAGCAGGACCACCAGUGCCCGCUGCAGGGGCAUCCCCCGGGGACCCGCACGGCCAGCCAUUCCACCACCACUGUCCUCCGUGUACACGUGGGGUGGGGGGCUCAGCGCUCCUCUGCGGCUGCCCAUGCUCAACACAGAGGUGGUCCAGGUGGCUGCCGGGCGCACUCAGAAGGCUGGUGUCACACGCUCUGGGCGCCUCAUCCUGUGGGAGGCCCCGCCCCUAGGUACGGGCGGGGGCGCCCUCCUUCCUGGGGCAGUGGAGCAGCAGCAGCCCCAGUUCAUCUCACGUUUCCUGGAGGGCCAGUCAGGUGUGACCAUCAAGCACGUGGCCUGUGGGGACCUCUUCACAGCCUGCCUGACUGACCGAGGUAUCAUCAUGACUUUUGGUAGUGGCAGCAAUGGGUGCCUAGGCCAUGGCAGCCUCAAUGACAUCAGCCAGCCCACCAUUGUGGAGGCCCUGCUGGGCUAUGAGAUGGUGCAGGUGGCCUGUGGGGCGUCUCAUGUGCUGGCUCUGUCCACUGAGCGAGAGUUAUUUGCCUGGGGCCGCGGAGAUGGUGGCCGGCUGGGACUAGGCACCAGGGAGUCCCACAACUGCCCUCAGCAGGUGCCUGUGCUGCCAGGACAGGAGGCCCAGCGGGUUGUGUGUGGCAUUGACUCCUCCAUGAUCCUCACUGUGCCUGGCCAAGUCCUGGCCUGUGGGAGCAACAGAUUCAACAAGCUGGGCCUGGACCACCUGUGCCUGGGGGAGGAGCCUAGCCCCCACCAACAGGUGGAAGAGGCUCUGAGCUUCAUGCCGCUAGGUUCUGCACCACUGGACCAGGAGCCCCUGCUGAGUGUGGACCUGGGCACUGCUCAUUCAGCUGCUGUGACUGCCUCUGGUGACUGCUAUACUUUCGGCAGCAAUCAGCAUGGGCAGUUGGGUACCAGUGCUCGCCGGGUCAGCCGGGCACCUUGUCAAGUCCAAGGCCUCCAGGGCAUCAAGAUAGCAAUGGUGGCCUGUGGGGACGCCUUCACUGUAGCUAUUGGAGCAGAAGGUGAAGUAUAUUCUUGGGGCAAAGGGGCUCGAGGUCGACUGGGAAGGAGGGAUGAAGAUGCUGGACUCCCCCGUCCAGUGCAGCUGGACGAGACACACCCCUACACUGUGACUUCUGUGUCCUGUUGCCAUGGAAACACUCUUCUGGCUGUUCGCCCCAUCACAGACGAGCCCGUCCCCCCGUGAGGCAGCUGGACACACCUCUGCACCACCCUGCUGUUGCUUCUCGGGAUGUUCUUGAAAAGUACAGGUGCCUGAGGCACAACUGUCCCCACCGAUGGCCCCUGGAUUGUGUCCAAUGGGGUAUAAGAAUUAGUGGAGCUUCUGAGCUGCUUUUGGCCCUGAAUGUGUAAAACUCAACCUACCCUAUCCCCCUAACACUUCUGUUUUUCCUCCCCACCUCUUCUCUUAAGUCAUUGCCCCCAGGGUCCAGCGUGCCGAGUUGGAAACCAGAUCUAACCUUUGGAAACAGGGUGGUCUUCAGAGCCUUGGCAGAAAAAGGCUGGAGAUGGAUGUGGCUCUACCCAGACCCUGCCCCUCUCCUAGCCCUGGUAGAAAAUGCGUCCCUGGUGUCCUCGAGGACUGCAGCUCAGUGCUUUGGAGCAGGACAGGCAGAGCCUGCCUGGACUGGCCAUUCCAGCGGCCUAGCCUGUGCAUUGCCUGGGGCAGGGAGGUCCUAGGCAGCUUACGUCAACUAUAUGUCACCUGGCAUCCUUGCUGAAGGUUGCCCCUCAGCCCUCGCCAUUCCUCCAAAACAGGUUGAGGGAAAGAGUAACUGGCUGGAGCAGACCAGUUUCCAGAUGCCUGGGAAGUAGUGCCAAUAAAAACAUCAGCUGCCUGC
Molecule: messenger RNA, 2850 nt
Organism: Phyllostomus hastatus (greater spear-nosed bat)
Lineage: Eukaryota; Metazoa; Chordata; Mammalia; Chiroptera; Phyllostomidae
Gene: NEK8
Product: NIMA related kinase 8
Exons: 15
Coding region: 132-2195 (687 amino acids)
Biological process (GO): protein phosphorylation
Molecular function (GO): ATP binding; protein kinase activity
Source: RefSeq, a predicted model, not a curated record